UCAACUACCAAACAACAAACUGAAAACUACAAGUAUGGUUAUCGUUCCCCAUCUGCCAUUGCCAUAACUUCCUGAUCUUCAUUUCUUCCUGCUACAUCACAGCUAGAGAGAGAGAGAGAGAGAGAAGAAGAAGAAAGGAAGGAUCUGUACUCUGUUUGUUUGGAAGGAGGAGGAGGAAUCGACAAUGACGUCCUAUUUGCGAAAGACGUUCUCGAGUACAUUUGGUUCCUCAGCGGAGAAAGGGAAGAAGGAGAGCAAGGCUUCGCCUCCGCCUGAAGCCGAUGAGAUUCCGUACAGCGACCACGACUCGGAAGCUUCGGACGUGGAGAGCAGUCGCGGAAAUUGCGCCGAGAAGGAAGAGGUAGAGCGCAGUAAAAUCGGAAUCAUGAGAGCUGUUGUUCAACGGGAAGAUCCUUCCGCUAAGGAUGUGGAUGACUUGAUGAUUCGGAGAUUUUUACGAGCUAGGGAUCUGGAUGUUGAAAAGGCUUCUGCAAUGUUUCUCAAGUACUUGAGCUGGAGGAGAGAAUUUGUGCCAAAAGGCUCCAUAUCUCCAUCUGAAAUUCCAAAUGACCUUGCCCAAAACAAGAUGUUUAUGCAGGGGAAAGACAAGCUAGGGCGUCCUAUAGUUGUUGUGUAUGGCGGCCGCCAUAAGCAAACAACUUUAGAUGAGUUUAAGCGCUUUGUCACGUUUUCACUUGAUACAAUAUCUUCUAGAAUGCCAGACGGGCAGGAGAAGUUUGUAAGCAUAGCAGACCUGGAAGGAUGGGGGUAUGCUAACAGUGACGUACGGGGAUACUUAGCGGCUCUAUCAAUUUUGCAGGAUUGCUAUCCUGAGAGGCUAGGCAAGUUGUUCAUUGUUCAUGUGCCUUACAUAUUCAUGACUGCAUGGAAGGUCAUUUACCCAUUUAUCGAUAGCAGAACAAAGAAAAAGAUCAUUUUUGUCGAAAACAAGAAAAUGAAAUCCACCCUUCUUCGAGACAUUGACGAGAGCCAACUUCCAGAAGCAUAUGGCGGCAAACUACCAUUAGUUCCUAUUCAUGACUGCUAAAUGAUGAGGUGCUAAAUGUGCCGUGUGCGCUACCAGGACCCUUUUAUUGAACUAAUUUCAUCAUUGACUUCUUCUCCACAAGCCUUACCUUCUAUGGCUAUGACGCUAUCGCGGAUGACUGAACUCAUCAUACCUUGAAUGGCCCUUUAGAUACCUAAUAUUGAUAUCUAUUUUAGAAGAGGCUUUUCGAAGCCUAGUAGUGUUCAAGGGCAUGGCAUAGUUCAUCGACCAGAGAUGUGAUGAUCAACCUGCCAGUAUACUGUAUACCAUUAUUUUUAUGCCAAAUCUAGAUGAUAUUGGGAUCUUUGAACUCUGUCA
Ipomoea triloba (trilobed morning glory) is the source of this 1366-nucleotide messenger RNA. Its product is annotated as phosphatidylinositol transfer protein 3-like. The transcript is spliced from 6 exons. The record is from RefSeq and is a predicted model, not a curated record. NCBI's taxonomy places the organism in Eukaryota, Viridiplantae, Streptophyta, Magnoliopsida, Solanales, Convolvulaceae. The coding region runs from base 185 to 1048 and encodes 287 amino acids.